Messenger RNA from Auanema sp. JU1783, 2562 nucleotides. The record is from the annotation of a GenBank genome assembly. NCBI's taxonomy places the organism in Eukaryota, Metazoa, Nematoda, Chromadorea, Rhabditida, Rhabditidae.
AUGGCUUUGACAGAUCCAUUGGCUACAUCAUACCAUCUUCAAACUUUCGAUAAAGGAUUGCGAUCCCGAGCUUUGGGAGAUCAGUUGUCAACUGUGGUUAAUACCUCUGUCUUACUUGACGACAAUCCAUUUCCUUUGUUCGUUAAUCAGAUAGUCGUUAAGCUCGCUGAUGCGUUUCGUGAUGGUUCGAAUGAACUCAGAUUGUGUGUUGCGCGAGUUCUAUCUGAGUGUCAUUCUCAUCUUUCACUUGUUUUCUCGAGAGCAGAAAUAUUGAAAAAAAUUCUGACUGUAAGUCACUCAAACGAUCCUGAGGCAAGAGCACUAACUUUACAAAUUCUGGCCAGUCUUGCUCCUGUUUUUCCUGAUAAUAAACAGGUUCAUCAUUUGAUUAUGGAAUCUCUAUCAACUGAGAACGAUUUGGAGUUCAAAUCGGCUUGUCAUGCAAUGGCCGAAAUAACAAAACUCUCAGCGGAUUUCGCUGACACUGUUAUACCACUGUUAUCCACAUUACUGCAGUCUUCUGAAGCAUCAAUUGAACGGAAAUCUUUACUCAUUCCUGUUUUUGGAGGAAUGAAAGCUAUGGUUUCAACGACAGAGAAAAUUUUCUUACUGGCUCAUUCCAUUCUUGAAACAUACACGCAUAUGCCUUUGAUAUGCUCGCUAUUGGAAACGAUGACAAAGCUAGCUGAAGCAACGAGAUAUGCUAUCCCAGAUCAGUUGAACAUUCUAUUAUCGGCGUUGAACCGAGCUGAAGACAAUGUUGCCCUCGCCCUAUCGGCUUUGAAUGGGCUUCAAAUACUCGCAAAAUAUUCUCACGUGUGGAAUGAAGAGCAUCUGAAAAUCAUUUUAGACAUCGAGCCUAAGUUGGAGCAGCGUCGGCUGAUUUUCAAUAAAUUUCUGAAUUUACUUAUUACUCUCUCGCAGCAUGCACGUCCUAAUCAGUUGAGUUUUUUUGAACAGGUUUUAACCCUAUUGAUCACGAGCUGUACAAGCCCGGAUUAUGAACAAAGAGUUUCAUAUCUUCAAAUAGCUUGUAACGUUUUUCGCUCACAGCCCAACGAUGUGUUUGCUCAACGAUUAGUCAACUUCUUCAUAACUUCAAUAGAUUUAUCAUUCCCUAAUAACUUACUUAGAAAGUUCUAUCGAGCUCUUGGAGAUUUUUUCUGCUGUGGACAUUUGAGUGACUCUAACAUUUCUGACUUGUUGACCCCUCUUGUUCACUUGGAUCGAAAGAAGCAUGAGCACAAGAUGCAAGAACUAAUUAAUCUUUUCUGUCGGUUGACCGAUCAUUUACCAAUAGUUGUAACUACAAUUCACGAAUGGGCUAGAGGAACUGUUCAAAUUUUGGAUGAUUUGAGUCGAACUUCCAUAGCGUUUCUUCUUCUUGCUCCCGGUGUGCAUGUUCCUGACUCCAAAUUGAAUGUUAUCCAGGGUAAUGAUUGGGAGAGAUACCGUGUGGCGAAAAUUGCUUUCCGAAAUGGCCAUUGGAGGGAAGCUGCACUCAUUAACUUGAAACAUAUUGAUAUUUCUAAAUUAUCUUAUCAAAGCUCUCGGUGGAUUUGUUUCUUACAAGAAUUGUCUGCAGCUCAGGUCAGUGAGGUUACAGUCCAAGCCUACGAACAGCAGAAAAAUCAUCUUACCAAUGCUUUAUCAAUUGUUGAUGUCUUACUCACAGGAGUUCAGGAUGGAUCUGAGUUCCGUUUUCCCAGAGGUUUCACUAACUGUAUGAUUUUAUCAAAUCAAGCAGUUUUCUAUAUUUUGAGCGGGUUCUCCACAUUCCAAAAAUUACCUGAGCAAUACAAAAUGCCAGGGGCUUCAGCUCGCUUGAAAGCAUUGAUUUUACACGCUAUAAACUCUCUGGAGUUUGUAACCACUUCUUGGAACAUUCUUAUUCGAUCUUCCUAUGGUGCGGAUUACCAAACACACGAUUACAUUUCCAUUCUCCAAUGCAUGUAUACUAUUAUAAACUAUGGACUGUUGUGCAUCAUCAAUAGAUCCUCUGCCAGAACUCCUGUUUUACCUAACUUACGAGUGGAAACAACAUCAUUAAAGAAAAGUUUAAGUCUUCUGAAUUGGGCAAAUGAACAGAUGACAUUGAUCGAUGGCAAAGAUAUUUCUGAAAAGAAUGUUCACCACUUUUUACAUGUCCUGAGCAAGCUCUGCUCGCAGCGUAUUCAAAUUCCUAGAUAUUUCUUCCAUCAAGGCGAGUCCACAAACGCUAUUCAGUUGGCAGUAAUCACAGGACAAAAUGGCGAAGUUUCAGUUAUGCCUGGACAGCUUUAUCCUAUUCAGGUAGACGGUGUUAUUUCUUCUAACCAAACUCGCCCCGUUCACUCCAUAACGGUAAAGGCUCAUAUUCAAUACUACAUAGGCCAAUCGAACAACGCUUUCUACUCACAAGUUGUCAAACCCAAAGAGGGUUUGUACUUUCAAGCGCAGUUUCUUCUUUCUUUCAAACAGUCAUGUCAAAUUGAUUUCACUGUCGAGUUUACUGAUAGCAAAACCUUACAAACAUGGUACUCUGACACUAAAGCCUCUCUCAGAGUUCAAAUCAAUGAAUGA